UNUUUUUGGCCUCGUCUCCUUCUUCCUUCUUCCCCUUUCUUUCUUUCUUUCUUGGUAGAUGUUCACUGAGUCGACGAGACGAUACGACUCACCGCCAGCCCUGAUAAGACGUUUGCUUUUGGUUCGAUCGAAACAGACUUUGUUCUUCUCUCUCUUGCUGGCUAGUGGCUACAUACAUACAUACAUACUCAGAAGGAGGCGAUAGAUCUGAGGAGGAAUUAGCGGGGUUGGGAGUGUGAUUCGUAAUGGCUUCUACGGAAGUCGAUUCCCGCUUAGCUCGAGUAGUGAUCCCAGCUCUGGACAAGGUCAUUAAGAACGCCUCCUGGCGUAAGCACUCCAAGCUCGCUCACGAGUGCAAAUCCGUCAUCGAGCGCCUCAGAUCUCCUGAUAAUUCUUCUCCUCUCGCCGACUCUGAUUCUGGAUCUUCCCUUCCCGGUCCCCUUCACGACGGGGGAGCCGCCGAGUACUCUCUCGCCGAGUCCGAGAUCAUCCUCAGCCCUCUCAUUAACGCCUCCUCCACCGCCGUUCUCAAGAUUGUCGAUCCGGCCGUCGAUUGCAUCCAGAAGCUUAUUGCUCAUGGCUAUGUUCGCGGUGAGGCCGAUCCCACCGGCGGACCUGAGGCGCUACUCCUUUCCAAGCUCAUUGAAACCAUCUGCAAGUGUCACGAGCUCGACGAUGAAGGACUCGAGUUACUCCUCCUCAAGACGCUCUUAACUGCGGUUACUUCUAUUUCCCUCAGGAUCCAUGGAGACUCUCUGCUGCAGAUCGUCAGGACUUGUUAUGGCAUCUACUUGGGUAGCAGAAACGUCGUUAAUCAGGCCACCGCUAAGGCCUCGCUCGUCCAGAUGUCUGUUAUCGUCUUCAGAAGAAUGGAGGCCGAUUCGUCUACUGUCCCCAUUCAGCCCAUCGUCGUCGCCGAGCUUAUGGAGCCCAUGGACAAAUCUGAAUCUGACCCAUCCACCACGCAGUCCGUUCAAGGUUUCAUCACCAAAAUUAUGCAGGAUAUCGACGGAGUCUUCAAUUCAGCUAACGCCAAGGGCACCUUCGGCGGCCAUGAUGGAGCCUUCGAGUCUUCUUUGCCCGGGACUGCGAACCCGACGGAUCUGUUGGAUUCUACUGAUAAGGAUAUGUUGGAUGCCAAGUACUGGGAGAUCAGCAUGUAUAAGUCGGCUCUCGAAGGAAGAAAAGGGGAGCUGGCCGAUGGGGAAGUGGAGAAAGACGAUGAUUCUGAGGUUCAGAUUGGGAAUAAGCUGAGAAGAGACGCCUUCUUGGUUUUCAGGGCACUUUGCAAGCUGUCCAUGAAGACGCCUCCAAAGGAAGAUCCUGAGUUGAUGAGAGGGAAGAUUGUGGCUCUCGAGCUAUUGAAGAUUCUCCUCGAGAAUGCUGGUGCUGUCUUUAGAACCAGCGAUAGGUUCUUAGGCGCCAUCAAGCAGUAUCUGUGUCUCUCCUUGUUGAAGAACAGUGCUUCAAAUCUUAUGAUCAUUUUCCAGCUUUCCUGCUCGAUUUUACUUAGCUUGGUUUCAAGAUUUCGUGCUGGGCUGAAGGCAGAGAUUGGGGUGUUCUUCCCUAUGAUUGUUCUAAGAGUGUUAGAGAAUGUUGCUCAACCUGAUUUUCAACAGAAGAUGAUAGUGCUUCGGUUCCUGGACAAGCUCUGCAUUGAUUCACAGAUUUUGGUAGAUAUCUUUAUCAACUAUGAUUGUGAUGUCAACUCAUCCAAUAUAUUUGAGAGGAUGGUGAAUGGUCUCCUUAAGACUGCUCAAGGAGUGCCUCCUGGUACAGUCACUACCUUGUUGCCACCUCAGGAAGCAGCCAUGAAGCUUGAAGCCAUGAAAUGCUUAGUUGCUGUUUUAAGGUCUAUGGGAGUAUGGGUGAAUAAGCAGUUGCGUCUUCCGGAUCCUUAUUCUGCAAAAUUGCUAGAAAUUGAUGAUAGAAAUCUUGAAGAAGGAAGUCAUCCGGUGGAAAAUGGUAAGGGGGAUGGAGGCCAUGGGGGUUUUGAAAGAUCAGAAUCCCAGUCUGAAUUGUCCAGUGGGACUUCUGAUGCCUUAGCAAUAGAGCAACGCCGAGCUUACAAGCUCGAACUUCAGGAAGGUAUUUCUAUUUUCAACCAGAAACCUAAGAAAGGCAUUGAAUUUCUAAUCAAGGCAAACAAGGUGGGGGACUCACCAGAGGAAAUAGCAGCUUUUCUCAAAGAUGCAUCCGGGUUAAACAAGACUUUGGUAGGGGAUUAUUUGGGGGAAAGGGAGGACCUAUCUCUUAAAGUGAUGCAUGCAUAUGUGGAUUCUUUCGAAUUUCAAGGCAUGGAAUUUGAUGAGGCAAUUCGAGCCUUUCUCCGGGGAUUUAGGCUGCCAGGGGAAGCCCAGAAAAUUGAUCGUAUCAUGGAAAAGUUUGCUGAGCGUUACUGUAAAUGUAAUCCAAAGGCUUUUUCUAGCGCUGAUACGGCAUAUGUCCUCGCUUACUCUGUCAUAUUGCUCAACACGGAUGCACAUAACCCUAUGGUGAAGAGCAAGAUGACAGCUGAUGGUUUUAUUAGAAAUAAUCGUGGUAUAGAUGAUGGAAAAGAUUUGCCUGAGGAAUAUCUACGUGCAUUGUAUGAAAGGAUAUCUAGAAAUGAGAUAAAGAUGAAGGACGAUGGUUUGGGUCCGCAACAGAAGCAGCCGACAAACCCAAGUAGAUUACUUGGCUUAGAUACUAUCUUAAAUAUUGUUGUUCCUAGGCGUGGUGAUGAUAUGUACAUGGAGACCAGUGAUGAUCUUAUUAGGCAUAUGCAAGAGAGGUUUAAAGAAAAAGCUCGCAAAUCUGAGUCAGUUUAUUAUGCAGCCUCGGAUGUGGUUAUACUCAGAUUUAUGGUUGAGGUGUGUUGGGCUCCUAUGUUGGCAGCUUUCAGUGUUCCACUUGACCAAAGUGAUGAUGCAGUCAUUACAACAUUAUGUCUGGAGGGUUUCCACCAUGCCAUCCAUGUCACUUCUGUAAUGUCCUUAAAAACGCACAGAGAUGCCUUUGUGACUUCGCUAGCAAAAUUUACUUCCCUCCACUCUCCUGCUGAUAUCAAGCAAAAAAACAUUGAAGCCAUUAAGGCAAUAGUAAAACUGGCGGAGGAAGAAGGUAACUAUCUACAAGAUGCUUGGGAGCAUAUAUUGACUUGUGUUUCACGGUUUGAGCAUCUUCAUCUCUUGGGGGAAGGAGCGCCUCCUGAUGCCACUUUCUUUGCAUUUCCGCAAACGGAGUCAGGAAACUCUCCACUGGCUAAGCCAAAUUCCGCACCUGCAGUUAAAGAAAGAGCACCUGGAAAACAUCAGUAUGCUGCAUCUGCUGUGAUAAGGGGUUCCUACGAUGGUUCCGGUGUUGCUGGCAAGGCUUCUAAUACAGUGACAACUGAACAGAUGAACAACCUGAUAUCUAAUCUGAACUUGCUAGAACAAGUUGGAGACAUGAGUCGGAUAUUUACUCGUAGUCAAAGAUUGAACAGUGAAGCCAUAAUUGACUUUGUUAAAGCCCUCUGCAAAGUUUCCAUGGAUGAGUUACGAUCUCCAUCUGAUCCACGGGUCUUCAGCCUAAGUUUAUCUGAACUUAGUUUCGACCCAAGAGCAGAAAUUAGGAAGGUUGCAUUGAAAGUCCUGUUUGAUACUCUGCGGAACCAUGGUGACCAUUUCAGCCUGUCUUUAUGGGAACGGGUUUUUGAGUCUGUUUUAUUUCGGAUAUUCGACUAUGUGCGGCAUGACGUUGACCCAUCUGGUGAGGAUUCAGCAGAUCAGAUAGGUUACAAUGGUGAAGUUGACCAAGAGUCUUGGCUUUAUGAGACAUGCUCGUUGGCUCUACAGCUAGUUGUAGACCUCUUUGUAAAUUUCUACAAGACAGUUAAUCCUCUCCUUAAGAAGGUACUGAUGUUAUUCGUAAGCUUGAUAAAACGUCCUCACCAAAGUCUUGCUGGUGCGGGUAUUGCUGCGCUUGUCCGUCUGAUGAGAGAUGUCGGUCAUCAAUUCUCAGACGAACAAUGGCUCGAGGUUGUGUCAUGUAUCAAAGAAGCAGCGGAUGCUACAUCCCCUGACUUCUCAUAUGUUACCAGUGAAGAUAUGACGGAGGAUGUAAGCAAUGGGGACGAAACAAAUGAUAAUUCCAACGACGCACUGAGAAGAAGAAACAGGCAGCUUCAUGCUGCCGUCGCAGAUGCCAAAUCCAAAGCUUCAAUUCAGAUUUUUGUGAUUCAGGCGGUAACAGAUAUUUACGACAUGUACCGUACGUCUCUCACAGCCAAUCACAUGUUGAUGCUCUUCGACGCUAUGCAUGGUAUUGCAUCCAACGCUCACACAAUCAAUGCCGAUCCACUCUUACGUUCCAAGCUCCAGGAGCUGGGGUCGUCCCCUGAAUCCCAAGAAGCUCCUCUGCUGCGCCUGGAGAACGAAUCUUUCCAAACAUGUAUGACCUUCUUAGACAACCUCAUCUCAGACCAGCCUGUGGGUUACGACGAGGCUAAAAUAGAAACCCACCUCAUAAGCCUCUGCAGAGAGGUGUUAGAGUUCUACAUAGAUAUCUCGUGUGCAAAGGAGCAGUCGUCUAGAUGGGUGGUUCCCUCAGGGACAGGAAAAAGGAAAGAGCUAACCGCGCGGGCUCCACUAGUGGUCGCUGCAAUCCAGACACUGGGAAACAUGGGAGAGUCACUGUUUAAGAAGAACUUGCCGGAGUUGUUUCCGUUGAUAGCGACGUUGAUAAGUUGUGAACAUGGGUCAGGGGAAGUACAAGUUGCCCUUACCAUGGGAAGAAGGUAG
This is a messenger RNA of Camelina sativa (false flax), 4763 nucleotides long. The record is from RefSeq and is a predicted model, not a curated record. Lineage: Eukaryota; Viridiplantae; Streptophyta; Magnoliopsida; Brassicales; Brassicaceae.